AUGUUAUCAGUAGCUUCUGUUGAAACUCAAAAUUCAGAGCUUUCUUCUUUAGCUUCACCUCAAAAACCACAAACCCAAUCUUCUGAAGAAACCCAUGUUUUCAUUUCAAAACUUCCCCAAAUCCCCAUUUCAAAUCAUCUCCCUCUCCACACGUACUGUUUUGGGAAUCUUGCACAGUAUCCUGAAAGACCAUGUCUUAUAGUUGGCAGCACUGGAAAAACAUACUCUUUUUCAGAAACCCACCUCUUAUGUCGGAAAACAGCCGCCGGUCUGUCCAAACUUGGCUUGAAAAAGGGAGAUGUGAUUAUGGUUCUGUUGCAAAACUGUCCUGAAUUUGUUUUUACUUUCAUGGGGGCUUCAAUGAUAGGUGCUGUCACCACUACAGCCAAUCCGUUCUAUACAAGUUCAGAAGUUUUCAAGCAAUUUGGUGCGUCUAAAGCUAAACUGAUCAUAACUCAAUCUCAAUACGUCGAUAAGUUGAGGGAUCCGGGGCAGAAUAACCCGAAACUCGGCGAAGAUUUCAAUGUAAUCACCAUUGAUGACCCGCCGGAGAAUUGCUUGCAUUUCUCAGUACUUUCUGAAGCAAAUGAGAAUGAUAUUCCAUCGGUUUCUAUUGAUCCAAAUGACCCAGUCGCGCUUCCAUUUUCAUCUGGCACCACGGGUUUACCAAAAGGUGUUAUCUUGACUCACAAAAGCUUGAUCACGAGUGUGGCUCAGCAAGUGGAUGGGGAGAAUCCCAAUUUAUACUUGAAGUCGGAUGAUGUGGUUCUCUGUGUUCUUCCACUGUUUCACAUUUAUUCAUUAAAUUCAGUGCUUCUGUGCUCGCUUAGAGCCGGCGCCAGUGUCCUUCUGAUGCAAAAAUUCGAGAUCGGAUCUUUCUUGGAACUGAUACAGAGGCACCGUGUGUCGGUGGCGGCGGUGGUGCCGCCGCUAGUCCUAGCGUUGGCCAAGAAUCCAAUGGUGGAUAAAUUCGACUUGAGUUCAAUUCGUAUGGUGCUGUCUGGGGCCGCUCCGCUGGGGAAGGAGCUCGAGGCCGCCCUUAGAAACCGAGUCCCACAGGCCAUUUUUGGUCAGGGCUAUGGCAUGACCGAGGCUGGUCCAGUAUUAUCAAUGUCCACGGCAUUCGCCAAGCAACCAAUAUUGACUAAAUCUGGCUCAUGUGGCAAUGUCGUUAGGAAUGCCGAACUCAAGGUGGUCGAUCCUGAAUCCGGUUCUUCCCUUCCCCGUAACCAACCCGGAGAAAUUUGCAUCCGCGGGCCUCAAAUCAUGAAAGGGUAUUUGAACGAUGACGAGGCAACUGCCAACACCAUUGAUGUCGACGGCUGGCUCCAUACCGGCGACAUCGGUUACGUGGACGACGACGACGAUAUUUUUAUUGUCGACCGAGUGAAAGAACUCAUUAAAUUCAAAGGCUUCCAGGUUCCACCAGCCGAGCUCGAGGCUCUUCUCGUAAGCCACCCGAACAUUGCCGACGCUGCAGUCGUACCGCAAAAAGACGAGGCUGCCGGUGAAGUUCCCGUGGCAUUUGUGGUUCGAUCGAAUGGAUUCGAACUUACAGAAGAAGCUGUUAAAGAAUUCAUUGCAAAACAGGUUGUUUUUUACAAGAAAUUGCAUAAAGUGUACUUUAUACACGCAAUUCCCAAGUCUCCCGCUGGUAAAAUUUUAAGGAAAGAUCUUAGAGCGAAACUCGCCACUCCCAUAUCGUCGCCAUCGCCAUCGUAA
Fraxinus pennsylvanica is the source of this 1722-nucleotide messenger RNA. Lineage: Eukaryota; Viridiplantae; Streptophyta; Magnoliopsida; Lamiales; Oleaceae. The record is from the annotation of a GenBank genome assembly.